Molecule: messenger RNA, 6212 nt
Organism: Drosophila yakuba
Lineage: Eukaryota; Metazoa; Arthropoda; Insecta; Diptera; Drosophilidae
Gene: heph
Product: polypyrimidine tract-binding protein 1
Exons: 13
Coding region: 2926-4680 (584 amino acids)
Biological process (GO): mRNA processing; regulation of RNA splicing
Cellular component (GO): nucleus
Molecular function (GO): mRNA binding
Source: RefSeq, a predicted model, not a curated record
UUCAGUCUUCGUACAGUCUUUGCUUUAACCCGUUCCAACUCUGUCCGCCGCUCAGCUCGUUGGCUCUCUAUAGGAAUCGAAUCGAAUCACCUAGUAUAACAGCAGCAGUAGCAUCAGGUCGGUAGCCCACGUUGUUCCCCGGUUUCGUUCCGUUCAGCCAUCAUUGAAAGUUGGCGUCGCAGUCGCAGUUGCCGUCGCUGCCUACGUCCCAAACCAACCACCGCCACACGCCUCCGCCAACGCCAGCGACAUCCUCUCUACCACCUCUGGUAGCACCAUCAGCAGCAGCAGCAACAGCACGGCAGCAGGAGCCACAACCAGCACCAGAACACUCUCACACACUCUCCACUCACUGACGAAUUUCAAUAUCCAAAUCAAAGUCGGGUUCAAAUCGAAAACAGCCGCAACAGCAGCAACAACGCCUCGCAAACAGCACGCGGAUAAUGAUAAAAAGAAAAUAACACGCGCAGUUCGCAUCCAGUGCCCGACUCGAACAGAUCACAUCAGUCCAGAUCCCAGUCCCCGAGAAUAUUUUAAUCGAAGCUUCAAAAAUUCACUAAUUGAAAAGUAAAAUCGACUCGACUUCCGGCUUCGUGGUGUUUUCACUUUUCGUGCGUGUCAAUCAAAUAAAAAAAUCCUCAAAUAUAAAACUAUACUUUAAUUUUCGUUUCCCAGUGUCUUUAUCGCACCUUGCGCUUUCUGAAAUAGCCAUAAUUACAAGACCCGCAAGGACAGCAAUAAACCAAACAAAAAUAUUUAUUGAAAAUAAAAUCAAGAGAGCUCACCACAAUAAAAAAAAAACCAAAAACUUCAUUCUACAUCCAACUUCAACGACUCUGACUCGACACUUAAUUGCAAUCAGAAACUGACAAGUCCCAGCAUAAAUGAAAUAAAACUAGAGCUAAAGGCAACCAAUCUCCGUACGUACUUCGUGGUAUUUUUCUUAGCCCAAUACAAUCCCUCUCCGAAACCCGCCCCGCCCAAAAACCCAUCAGCCAUCAACACUACCGAAUAGAAUUCAUUAAGAAAUUAAAACUGAAGAAAACAAAGUAAUAACAAAGUAAAACAAUACAGAAAGGCACAAAACAAGAAACAGACAAAAGUGGUGAAUUGUUGCUAAACAAAAUUCCAGUCGGUACGAAGCAGUAUUUUAAAUUAUAUAUACGAGCUAAGUGUAAUAAAGAGAUAUUUACAAAAACAGAUCCUGUUAAGACAUACACGAAAGAAUUGCAAAUUUUAUAGCAAUUUAUGAAUCAAAAUAUAUAUUUGGAUCUUCUGCUGUUAAUUUUGAGCGUAAUUUAAAAGGGAAUUUAAACUCUAUAUAGAGGUGGCCGGAAAUCAAUAAAUAAAGGUGACCACAGAAAAAAACUGCACGAACAAGAAAUCGGAAAAGGUGAUAGGCAAAUAAGUCGAAGGUAACGACGAUAGAAAAGUGAAAGAAUGCAAAGGUUGUUAAAUUGAAAAUUAUGUAUAAAUAUUUACAAGGAGCAUACAAAAUCCGUUUAAUAGCUACAUAUCAGCAUCAAAGGACGGCAAACAAACAAUUAGAAAGCACUUGAAAGAAUUUCCAGAAAAAGAAAGAAAUCAAACAAAAGUAGAAGGAAUAGUUAUAUACAUAUUAAUGCUACUCAACAAUCAAACCAGCCCCCAAAUUAACCCGAAAGUAAAGCAGAGUAGCAUAUUUUAAAUAGUUAAAUCCUGCAUUUGCCUACUGACAACGGUUGUAUGAAGGCAUAGAAAAGUCAAUUUUGUAGUUUAUAAGCAAGCAGUGUCAAUCAGAGACUAUCUCAAUCUCAAUCACUUUCAAUCGACUUGGAAAAUAACCACUGACCGAUUUUCCUAGCUUCGACUGCUCUAUCAUACAGUAAGGGGUUAACGAUUUUAAGGGAAUAGGUUUAAAGUGGGAUCGCCGGGUCUAAUCAAUGCCUCGAUCGACAAGAAAUCGCGUUUUGACAAUCACACGAAAUUAGCGUAUUUCAUAUACACAUCAGAUAUAGCGCCUACGCGCGUAAUAUAGGAUUUAUAUACAUUCUUCUCUACAUCAUAUAUUUAUAAAAACAAAAGUUUUUCUAGCCUAGGCACUUUACAGAUCUUAAAUCGAACCUCUAUUCUAUGACAAUCUCUAAGACAACCACUCUAAUCCAAAAAACUCUAAGGCUUAAAAAUAAUUAAAGCGGUCUUUACAAUCUACAAUCAUCUUACAAUCAAUCGCAACUUCAAACAAUCUUUAAACGGUUUUCAUAUCUCUAAAUACAUAUUUAUGAACGUCUAAAAUAUUAUUCAACCGCAGUAGUGAUAUUAAGCAUAUUAACAUUUUUAAUAACACUUUAAAAUACGCUCAAAAUCAAAAAAAAAAAAAAAAUAAAAGAAAUAAGUAAAAUCGUGUUAGCUGAUUGUUUUGUCCAUCGAAUUAGCGAAGCAACAAUUUGCGUAAAGCUUUACGUCACAAUAUUGGUAAAACAAAAAAUAUCGAAAACUAACUCAAUUGGCAUUAUAUAGAAACCAUAAGCAGAGAUCAUAUAUUCACCAAAUCACAAAAACCAACAAACCCUGUGCAAUUUCCUUAAAAUCAAAACCUGUCAAGAAAAUACCAAAAAUAAAAAAAUAAAAAAUCCAAUACUUCAAACGCGCCAAAAAGUAAAAGCUCUCGAGUAACAACCAAGUGCUAAAAUUAGAAGCGGAGAAAUUUAAUCAACAUUUGUUGCCAAUAAAACUGUCAUCAUUGCUGCGUUAACAGAAAACACGGCGUCAGCAGCGAUUGCAGCGCUCAGUAUCAGCAGCAGCUCUCAAGCGUCGCUUGCCGUCAACGCCCCCGCCACACCCACACCGCCGCCCGCUUCGUCAGUGGCAGGAGCAGCAGCUACGGUAAAGAACGAGAUCGUUGCAUCCGAUUCGGCCGAAUCCUCCCCUAUACAAGAUUUAAUAAUGCGCGGAAGCGACGAACUUUUGAGUCAAGCAGCAGUCAUGGCGCCCGCUUCCGACAAUAACAAUCAGGACCUGGCCACAAAGAAGGCCAAACUGGAGCCGGGCACCGUGCUGGCCGGCGGAAUUGCCAAGGCCUCAAAAGUCAUCCACUUGCGCAACAUUCCGAACGAGUCCGGCGAGGCAGAUGUGAUUGCCCUGGGCAUUCCGUUUGGACGUGUGACCAACGUGCUGGUGCUCAAGGGCAAGAACCAGGCGUUCAUCGAGAUGGCCGACGAGAUCUCCGCUACGUCGAUGGUGUCGUGUUACACAGUAAAUCCGCCCCAGAUGCGCGGCCGCAUGGUCUACGUGCAGUUCUCAAACCAUCGCGAGCUAAAGACGGACCAGAGUCACAACAACUCGAUCGUCCCGAGCGACUACCGCAUCCAGUCCCCGGCGGGCGGUUCGCCUCUGCCCCUUUGCGCCGCCGCCAACGCGUCCAGCAACAAUGCCAACAGCUCAGGCGACAGCAACAGCAGCGCCGUGGGAAUCUUGCAGAACAACACAAGCGCCGUAAGUGCGGCCGGCAACAACACGAACUCCGCCGGAGGACCUAAUACAGUGCUCCGUGUGAUUGUCGAGAGCUUGAUGUACCCCGUCUCGCUGGACAUUCUGCACCAGAUCUUCCAGCGCUAUGGCAAGGUGCUGAAGAUUGUCACCUUCACAAAGAACAAUUCAUUCCAGGCCCUCAUCCAAUAUCCGGAUGCCAACUCCGCCCAGCACGCCAAGUCGCUCCUGGACGGGCAGAACAUAUACAACGGCUGCUGCACGCUGCGCAUUGAUAACAGCAAGCUGACGGCGCUGAAUGUUAAGUACAACAACGACAAGUCGCGCGACUUCACGAACCCGGCGCUGCCCCCUGGUGAGCCGGGCGUGGACCUCAUGCCAACCGCCGGCGGACUGAUGAACACUAAUGAUCUGCUGCUGAUUGCCGCCAGGCAGCGACCUUCUCUCACAGGUGAUAAAAUAGUCAACGGCCUGGGCGCCCCGGGAGUCCUGCCGCCCUUCGCCUUGGGCCUGGGCACUCCACUGACCGGCGGCUACAGCAACGCCCUGCCCAAUUUAGCCGCUUUCUCGCUGGCCAACAGCGGCGCCCUGCAGACGGCCGCUCCUGCAAUGCGAGGUUACUCGAAUGUCCUGCUUGUCUCGAAUUUAAAUGAGGAGAUGGUCACGCCUGAUGCUCUCUUUACCCUUUUUGGUGUAUACGGCGAUGUGCAACGUGUAAAGAUUCUGUACAACAAGAAGGACUCGGCACUCAUACAAAUGGCGGAGCCCCAGCAAGCUUAUUUGGCCAUGUCUCACCUUGAUAAAUUACGUUUAUGGGGAAAGCCGAUACGUGUGAUGGCAAGCAAACACCAGGCCGUCCAGCUGCCCAAGGAGGGCCAGCCGGACGCAGGACUCACACGUGACUACUCGCAAAAUCCGUUGCAUCGCUUCAAGAAACCGGGCAGCAAGAACUACCAGAACAUCUAUCCGCCGUCGGCGACACUGCAUUUAAGCAACAUUCCGUCAUCCUGCUCUGAGGAUGACAUCAAAGAAGCUUUCACCUCAAACAGCUUCGAAGUUAAAGCAUUCAAAUUUUUCCCGAAGGACCGAAAAAUGGCACUGCUGCAACUGUCGUCCGUGGAGGAGGCUGUUCUGGCACUGAUUAAGAUGCACAACCACCAGCUGUCCGAGUCGAAUCACCUGCGUGUAAGCUUCUCUAAGUCGAACAUCUAGAAUCCGAUCCGAAGUCAGGUUUACUGAACCUGACUGGGUGCCUCCGGCGGGUACAGCUACAUGCAGAUGCAUCAGCAGCAACACCUUCAGGUCUAUUGGCAGCAACAGAUACAAACUAUAAUCCGUAGUACAAGAAGAAUGCACGCAAACUUCUACUGAAAUGGCAGACGCUAGAAGCACUACCCACCCAAUCCAACAGAAUAAUCAGCGGUAACAAUCGAUGCAAGAGCUAUACCAAUUUUAAUCAAUGCAACUCACUCUAAGAACUGUUCUGUUUUAUACACCACCCUCCAGUGGGAAAAGACAAAAACAAUUGAGGAAUCUUACUAAAUUGAUAGAGUAAAAGUCAACUUCAAAUAAAUAUAUAUUUAAACUAUCACGAAAAUAGCAUUUCAAGUUAUGGCACACGCAGACAACAAAACAAACAAGCAACCCACAAACUAACAAUCAGCAACAUCGUAACGUAAGCUUAAAUUUAAACCUAUAGCUCGUAAGAAAACUGCAUUGCAUAAAAAAAAAACAACACAAGAAAUAUAUGAUGAGUAGAAAAGAGUUAAGUAUGUUUAAAGUAAAGAGAGAAAGAUCGUAACUUAAAAUAUUUUUAGUGCACUGUACUGUGUUUUGGUUUUAAAAAACGACAGAAAGUCAAAAACAUACGGAAGAGAAAAAUUAUGUUAAAAAUGAAUUAAGGCAAUGUUUUAUUAUGUACAUGAUGCUGUUAUUAUAUUUUAAAUGAAUGCAACUUAACUUUAAUUUUUUACAAGUGCGAAACUUCAAUUGAAGAAAUAGCGUACACGUAGCUCAUAAAUGUUUUAAUUUUGCUAGACCUAAAAAGUAAGAAAGUAUUUAGAAAAACGGUCCCGAAUAAGCACAUCGAGCCCUAAGCAGAUUGAAGUAAAGCAAGGGAAUGUGAAGUAACGUUAAAUGGAAUUUAAGAAAAUUGUAUUAAUUUUAAUAAACCUAUAUAAACAAUAAUUUGGACACUGCAAAGAUGUAUUCUUGGCACGUCCGUUUGUUUAGAAUAUCGGGAGAAUAAUAAUUUUAAAGGCAGUUAAAUCAACGCGUACGUAAACCUUUUGUGUGUAUGUAUAUGUAAAUGUUGUUAAACUAGCGCAAAUUAUACAAAAACGAUCAAAUAUACAUAUAAUUAAGUAUGUAUUGAACUACAACAAACAGGAAACAGGAAAUUAAACAAAUUUUAAGCUAAAAAGUAUAAUCUUAAAGCAUAUAUCAAAACACAAAAGGUAAUAAUAUAUAAUCAUAGACAUACUGGUAACGAAAGACAUAUACGUGUUUUAGCAAGAAAACUGAAUGAUUUUUUGAUAAUUUUACAAGGACCUCACAACGGACACCACACACAAACACACGCAUGCAGACAUAUGGUCACGCGUACAGAAGCGAACAAAUGUAAACAGAUAUGGAAGUUUAUAUAUAUUUAGAAAGGGAAAUUAUUUGUAUGUUGGAGCAAAGAACAAAGGAAAUGAGAAUAGUAAUAAAAGGCAAAUACAGAAAUGGUUAAAGAAUCAACUAAA